Messenger RNA from Morus notabilis, 1757 nucleotides. RefSeq names its product scarecrow-like protein 3. The transcript is spliced from 2 exons. Gene Ontology annotation, biological process: regulation of DNA-templated transcription. The record is from RefSeq and is a predicted model, not a curated record. Lineage: Eukaryota; Viridiplantae; Streptophyta; Magnoliopsida; Rosales; Moraceae. Gene Ontology annotation, cellular component: nucleus. Gene Ontology annotation, molecular function: sequence-specific DNA binding; DNA-binding transcription factor activity. Bases 236 to 1633 code for a protein of 465 amino acids.
UUGUCUUUAAAACUUGAGCUUUAACAUUAUUAACUCUCUCUCACUUUGUAAUAUAAAUAAACACAGAAGAAACUCUAUGGCUAGCUUUGGAACCCCACUUUAAUUGUAUAGAAUUUUCACUUAUUGGAAGAGAAAAUCUCUGGGUUUUCUUCCAAUUUGGAAACCCAGUUGGGAUUUUGAUUACUGAGCUUUCUACAGACAGCCCUUGUUGAACUCCCCAUAUUCACUUCAAAAAAUGGUUAAAGACGAGGGCUCAUCAUCCGCGGCUUCAUCGCCUCUUCAGUUCUUUCCUGUUUUGCCACAACCACCUGGUGUAUGCUCACCAUAUACAUGGCUUACAGAGCCCAGCGAAGAGAGAGGACUAUACUUGAUCCGAUUUAUCAGCGCCUGCGCUUACUAUGUCGCUGCAGGCAGCCUAGAGAACGCGAAUAUAGGGUUGGAACAAAUUUCCCACCUCACUUCUCCGGAUGGUGAUCCCAUUCAGAGAAUGGUGGCUUACUUUACUGAGGCCCUUGCUGAUAGAGUACUUAGAAGUUGGCCCGGUCUGUAUAAAGCCCUCAACUCCACGAAAAUUGUAUCUGUUGAUGAAGAGAUUCUGGUUCAAAGAUUGUUCUAUGAGCUCUGUCCCUUUCUAAAACUUGCAUAUGCGAUCACAAAUCAGGCCAUCUUCGAAGCCAUGGAAGGCGAAAAAAUGAUUCACAUCGUUGAUCUUAACUCAAGCCAGCCUGCUCAGAUGAUUGAUCUUCUUCAGACACUAAGUGCACGCCCCGAAGGCCCACCCCAUUUGAGGAUCACGGGUAUUCAUGAGCAUAAAGACGUGUUGGAGCAAAUGUCCCUUAGGUUGACUGAAGAAGCUGAGAAGCUUGACAUCCCUUUUCAGUUCAAUCCUGUAGUUAGCAAGCUAGAGAAUCUUGACAUCGGAAGUUUGCGAGUCAAGUCCGGUGAAGCUCUUGCAGUCAGUUCUGUGCUUCAGUUGCAUUCUCUAUUGGCGACUGACGAUGAGAUGCCAGGAAAGAACUCGCCUUUGAUGUCAGCUCACCUGCAUAAACUCUCUCUUAUGAAUCAAAGACCACUAAAAGAUUGGCUUGAGAAGGACUCAUUCAGUUUGCUGAGAAUGAGUCCUGAUUCUGCUCUGUCGCCUCUAUCUUUAAGCGCUUCACCGAGGAUGGGGAGUUUUCUGUCUGCUCUUUGGGACUUGUCACCGAAAGUUAUGGUGGUUACCGAGCAAGAAUCGAACCACAAUAGUUAUAAUUUGUUGGAGAGGAUCUCGGAGGCAUUAUUUUAUUAUGGUGCAUUGUUUGAUUGCUUGGACUCCACGGUACCAAGAACGUUGGUGGAAAGGCAGAAGGUUGAGAAGAUGCUCUUCGGGGAGGAGAUUAAGAACAUCGUAGCAUGUGAGAGAUUCGAGAGAACGAAGAGGCAUGAAAAGCUCGAGAAGUGGAGUUUGAGGCUCGAGUUAGCCGGGUUCUCCAAGGUGCCUUUGAGCUAUCAAGGAAUGAUGCAGGCAACUAGGCUUCUAAGGCAGAGCCAUGUCUUUGGUGGCUAUAAGAUCAUAGAAGAAAAGGGAUGUUCGAUGAUCUGCUGGCAUGACAGACCCCUCUUUUCGGUUUCUGCUUGGAGGUUUAAGAGGUGAAGCUAUGGAUUAUUGAAAUAAGAAAUCUGAUUUUUAUUUUUUUAUUUAUUUUUUAUUUGGUGUUAGUUUGUUUUUCGUGUUUGUAUAAAAGUUCUUAAGAGUGGCUCGUUUCUCUAGUGUAUAU